Molecule: messenger RNA, 2878 nt
Organism: Syngnathoides biaculeatus (alligator pipefish)
Lineage: Eukaryota; Metazoa; Chordata; Actinopteri; Syngnathiformes; Syngnathidae
Gene: ap1ar
Product: adaptor related protein complex 1 associated regulatory protein
Exons: 10
Coding region: 121-999 (292 amino acids)
Biological process (GO): negative regulation of cell motility; negative regulation of substrate adhesion-dependent cell spreading; regulation of Arp2/3 complex-mediated actin nucleation
Molecular function (GO): AP-1 adaptor complex binding
Source: RefSeq, a predicted model, not a curated record
UGAGGAAGUUGCAGCUCCUUGAAAGGAAAUCACUACUGUUGUGGUGCUCCAGAUGCAAAGUCGUACUUUGGUGCACAGUGCAAGUGAGGCAUCUAGAUAAUAGUCAUAUUUGAAAAUGCCAUGGGUAACUGUUGGGCCUAUUGCGUAGUGCUUUUCAGAAGAGAGGCUAACAGGAUCCCAGGAGGAGGCGGGUCCAAAUACUUUCACAGCACCACCUCAGGGGAGCAUUAUACAAUAGAGUUUGAAAAUCUUGUAGAAAGUGAUGAGGAGGAAAGUCCUCAACCUUACCCAAGGCCCAUCAGUGAGGAUGAGCUGAAGAACCUUCGGGAACAUCGAUAUGCUGACAUCAUCAAUAAGCAGGUCCUGAUCGAUAAGAAGCUACAAGCGGAGUUAGAGGCACAAGAGGAGAGGUUGAGGCUAGAAGAGGAGGCUAGAAAUGCUGCCCAGCGGGAGGCUGCCAGGUUGGCGCGUGAACGAAAAGUGAAGGAGCUUUUGACCCAGAAGACGAGGGGUAGAGCAGAUGGGUGCGGCAGCGGUCCUCAGUUAAGAAAGCAAACCGGGGAUGGCUUUGACACCUCCCUCCAGAAUGUCAAAGCGCAGUCAGAGCCUUUCAGAAGCAAUAGACUUCCCUCUGACACUAAUGUGGUGACGCCUAACACUGAGUGCAGCUGGGAUUUCACCACCAAGACACGCUCCACCAAUGAUGACGGCACUUCACUGGAUCUCGAGUGGGAAGAUGAGGAGGGAAUCAACCGAACUUUUCCAGCGUGGCAAAGGUCUCGGACAGAAGAGGACAUUCUGCGUGCAGCCCUGAGACCCAGUGGCAAGCAAGCACAUAGUGGCCUGACCUCAACCUCAGAGGACUCAAAUGCAUUAGAGUGGGAGAAUGAUUUUGUCAGUUCCCACCUCGAGGACAGUGUAGAUCCAGAAUUUGAGGGUUUUGUAAAUCCAGUGCUGGAUACUCCCUCAGAGGAUGCCUCAGAUAACCAGGACAGAUAGUCUCCAGCACAAAAUUUGACUUUUUUUUUUUUUUUUUUUUUUUUUUUUUUUAAUCUCCUCACACAUACAUCACCACCAGCUUUUCUUCCACCCCUCGUGAAAUAAAUGUAAUUCCUAACUCUUCAGAAUGUGGAAUAUGAUGAACUGAUGCUACUGUUGUCUUUCAACAGACAUUCCUUUUUCAGUGCCUUCAUUGCUGAUUAUCUUACAGUAUGUUUUGUAGCUAAACAAUUGCAAUCCUUUGCCAUUUAUGGAAAGAGGUUACUUUGAGUUAACACUUCACAGAUAAACUUAGUUUGCUAAACAAUUCCAAAGAUCCUUACAUUUGAACAGAAAUGUAGUAUUCAUUGAAAGUGACCCCUUCCGCCCUUCUUUUUCCUACUACAGUUUGUCAACACUAAAUGUGACGAGACCGUUAACAAUUUUAAUAAUCUAUAAGGUGCCCGUCAUACUGAAAUGAUCCCACUGAGCAAGCUACUGAAGUUAACUCGUCAGAAGAAAGCGAUCUUUUUGCGACGGCCAGGAAACGUACAAUUAACAAACUAGAAAUACAGACUGAUCAUUAACAGAUGAAGCACUUGUCAGAUUUUAUAGUACAAUAUGGAAAAUCACAUUUUACAAAUCAGAUCACAUGGUUCGCAUCAGGGCAUCUCAAAAACAUUGUGAAAUUGUCCAGUUAUAAAAGCCCAUCUUAUUUCAGGUUUACUCCCGCAUCUUGUAAUUAAUUGCAUGAUAGGACAGAGUUGCCGAUUAAACUGAUACAACAUAAUACAACUCUUUCUGACAAUCUGCACAUCAAUCCAUCCAAUAUCUGAGCCACUUAUCCUCACAAGGAUCGUGCGGGAGUGCUGGAGCCUAUCCCAGCUAUCUUUGGGCGGCAGGGUACACCUUGAACUGGUUGCCAGCCAAUCACGGGGCGCAUGGAAACAAACAACCAGUCGCACCCAAAAUCACACCUGAGGGCAACUUAGGGUCUCCAAUAACACAUGUUUUGGGGAUGUGGGAGGAAACCACAGUGCCCAGAGAAAACCCAUGGAGGCAUAGGGAGAACAUGCAAACUCAACGGAGCCAAAACCCCAGUCCUCAGAACUGUGAGGCAGACGCACUAUCCAGUCAUCCACUGUGAUGACAAGAAUCUGCAUAUUUACACAAAAUCUAUAUAGGGGCCUUUGUUACAUUUUGAAUUGCUUUUUCUAAAUUAGCUUUAAAUUUUGUAGAGAAAGUGUUGCGUGACAAUUUACUAUUUGAAUAGAAACCAAACACAAAUGGACUUAUUGAUCCCAUUGCUAAGCAAAAAUAGGUGGCUGUUCUGCUGCCACUGAAAGCAUUAUUUUAGCCUGAACAGGGCCAAUGACCAUGGCUCAAACUGAGACGCACUGUUGAUUAACUACUGCUCUUCAGAAUAAUAUACACCAUCAUCAAUCUGUGGAAAACCCACGCAGGCACUGGAUGAACAUGCAAACUCCACACAAGCGAGGCUGGAUUUGAACCCAGGUUCUCAGAACUGUGAGGCCGAUGUGCUCAGAUGAGUUCCACCAUUCAUCAAUAUUAUUUUGGUGAUUUGUUUAAUAUGUAUCUUUCAGCAUGGCACCAGUGCAUCUGUGAUGAUGUUAUUUUUUGCGUUUGAAAAUGUGUCUUUUGAAUGUUGAUAGUGUUCGAAACUGCUGAAAGACUUUUACGCAACUGUUUCCAAAUAUGUUCUACUGCUGAAGAAUGUAGCUGAUAGACACGAUGAUUUGCUGAUUAAACAUCACAAUAAAUGUUCAUGUCUGUAUGUGAGCAUUUCAAGGGAAAUUAACACGUUUUAUGCCUGUUUUGAAAUCACAAUCACUAACGUAUUUACACACGAUCUAAAAUAAACAGGAAUGUGGUUUGUUGA